AUCAAAUAAAUCGAAUGAUAUAUUACCAAUUACAUUAAUCCUACAUAAGCCAAUUAAUUUUUGUUUACGAAUUCUUUUGGAUCCAAAAAUUGGUCUUGGUGAAGCUUAUAUGUUCGAGAAUUGGGAUACACAAUUACGAAUACAGGAUUUUUUGGCAUUACUUAUUCGCGCUAAAACGUUACAAUUAAUUAAUACUAUAAGUUAUAAUAAUGGAAUGAAAAAAUCGGAGCAAAUUAUAUCAUUUAUUAAUUUCAUACAACAUUACUAUCAUACAAAUUCAUUAUACGGUAGUGCACGAAAUAUUCAUAAACAUUAUGAUCUUGGCAAUGAUAUGUUUAGCUUAUUUCUUGACCCAUCGAUGACCUAUUCAUGCGCAAUCUUUCAAGCAAUUCCAUCUCAUACAAUCAUCAAUUCUGACAAUAAAUUGCUUGAAGAAGCUCAAAAUGAGAAAAUAUGA
Molecule: messenger RNA, 457 nt
Organism: Loa loa (African eye worm)
Lineage: Eukaryota; Metazoa; Nematoda; Chromadorea; Rhabditida; Onchocercidae
Exons: 5
Source: RefSeq, a predicted model, not a curated record